CGUGGUACCUCAGCGCUGACAAUUUCUCGUGCUGCCAUAGGGUCCGAAGCCGCUGGUGACGGCAACGGGUGUGAGACCCUUCUUUUCCACGUUCCCAAAUCUUCUUCUUAAUAAACCUUACUCAAGUAACUUUGUUUCUUCUGCAUCAUUUCGGUUUCUUCGGGUCGCCGAUUGAAGAGGACAGCUCUCGCGCCCGAGCUCACCCCUAUAGGGAUCUGCUUCCCACGCCCAAUCUCUCCUUGCAUCUUGCUCUAGCAACUGUCGGCCGCUUCCUCACAUUUGGAGAGAUCGGGUCAUGUCGACCACUGUUGGCGCCUUCAUUGCUGGCGGCAUUGCCGCCUGCGGUGCUGUUACUGCAACACAUCCUUUUGAGACGGUCAAAAUUCGUAUGCAGUUGCAAGGCGAGCUUCAGAACAAGGGCCACCAACCUCACCAUUACAGAGGACCGAUCCAUGGUGUGAGCGUCAUUGUGCGCAACGAAGGUGUCCGUAAUAUCUACCGCGGAAUUGGUGCGGCCUAUAUCUACCAAGUCCUUCUCAAUGGCUGCCGUCUCGGCUUCUACGACCCUAUGCGCAAUGCGCUCGCGAGCUUCUUCCUCAAGGACGGAAAAGCCCAGAAUCUGGGCAUCAAUAUGUUCUGCGGUGCAGCCUCGGGCGUCAUCGGCGCCGCCGCCGGAAGCCCCUUCUUCCUUGUCAAGACCCGUUUACAGAGUUUCUCGGCGUUCCGACCCGUUGGCACACAGCACCACUAUCGGGGCGCAUGGCAUGGCUUCAAGUCUAUCUAUGGAACUGAGGGUAUCAGUGGUCUCUACCGUGGUGUGCAGGCUGCCAUGAUCAGGACUGCUUUUGGCAGCUCUGUUCAGCUUCCCACAUACUUCUUCGCUAAGCGUCGCCUGGUUCGUCAUUUUGAUAUGGAAGAGGGCCCCGGUCUGCACUUGGCUUCCAGUGCUAUCAGUGGCUUCGUUGUAUGCUGCGUGAUGCAUCCUCCUGACACCAUCAUGUCCCGUAUGUACAACCAGAACGGCAAUCUUUACAGCAGCGUUGCCGAUUGUCUCUCCAAAACCAUUCGUUCCGAGGGUCUCUUUGCUCUGUACAAGGGAUUCUUCCCUCAUCUUGCCCGAAUUCUACCCCACACCAUCCUUACUCUGAGCUUAGCUGAGCAGACCAAUAAGCUGGUCCGCAAGAUCGAGGAUCGCAUUCUCCCCGGAAGGUUGGAGAUGGCGACUUAAAGAUGAUGAGAUUAUUAGUAGAGGUCAAUAAUGAACGGCGCGGCAGAGUGAUUAGCGAACAUCGAUCUACGAGCAAAACUGCUCUUGUAUAUGACGAAAAAGAAAGAAAUAUUUUGAGUCCUCGUUUAUAUGAUUAUCUAGCAGGACAAUAGGAGCAUUCGGCACCGCCUGGGUCACGGGUUUGGCAAUCAAAAGGCGGCGUGGCGUAUUUGAGGAGUUUUUAGUCACGAUAGAUACUGUGAUAUACCAGAAUAUAUCAAUAUGAGUGUUCACAUUUUUGUACGAA
Fusarium oxysporum Fo47 is the source of this 1514-nucleotide messenger RNA. Its product is annotated as mitochondrial carrier domain-containing protein. The record is from RefSeq and is a predicted model, not a curated record. The transcript is spliced from 4 exons. The coding region runs from base 296 to 1228 and encodes 310 amino acids. NCBI's taxonomy places the organism in Eukaryota, Fungi, Ascomycota, Sordariomycetes, Hypocreales, Nectriaceae. Gene Ontology annotation, biological process: transmembrane transport.